CGCACUGCACUUGCUUUCAGGGGAGAUUAGCAGUUAUAACGAGACCAGUCGGCUUCGUGCACCACAAGAUAUAAAAAAAAAGCCAGCAAGGAAAUUCGGUCGAAUUUUCUAAUAUCACAGCUUAAUUUUUAUCGACCAUGGCCUCAAUCGCUCGUCCUCUCCGGCAGGUCGCCUGCCGGGCCGGCCCGACCUCGCUGGCGCAGCGCACCCUCGCCAACAACGUCCCCAGGAUAGCUGCCUUCCACGCCUCAAGCAGGAGAAACCUGCUGCCGCCGCUGCCUCAAAAAAUCCAGGGAACCGUCAACGACCCUGCCCCCGUCCCGGCCCCGUCCCCGAGCCACGGCCACUACCACUGGACCUUUGAGCGCAUCCUGGCCGCCGGCCUGGUGCCGCUGACUGUCGCGCCCUUCGCCGCCGGCUCCUACAACCCCGUCAUGGACGCCGUCCUGUGCAGCACGCUGCUGCUGCAUUCUCACCUCGGCCUCCAGAACGUCAUCACCGACUACCUGCCCCAGCGCCGCGUGCCCAAGUCCCGCAAGGCCGCCAUGUGGCUGCUCAACAUCGCCACCGCCGUCGUCGGUGUGGGCCUGUACGAGUUUGAGACCAACGACGUCGGCUUGACCGAGGGUGUCAGGAGGAUCUGGACGGCAUGAGCUGGGCAUUUUUUGGGGGGGAUUCAGGGGGGUUUGUGAAUGUUGGUAUAGAAAGAGGGUCGAAGGGGAGUCGAAAGCAAUGGUCUAGGGAUGUAGCAGUCUUUCGUAAAAUUGGAAUUGUACAUGGUGUCUUUUGGUUCCUGGGUUGGCUAUUUGGCGCCCAUUGUGUUCACUAGGUCCACAUGAGAGGCCAUCACGGCCGGUUUUUCUAGCUUCAGCAAUGCCAUUUGGUAUCCUAAAAGUCC
Molecule: messenger RNA, 898 nt
Organism: Pyricularia grisea
Lineage: Eukaryota; Fungi; Ascomycota; Sordariomycetes; Magnaporthales; Pyriculariaceae
Exons: 3
Coding region: 138-653 (171 amino acids)
Biological process (GO): tricarboxylic acid cycle; mitochondrial electron transport, succinate to ubiquinone
Cellular component (GO): membrane; mitochondrial envelope
Molecular function (GO): heme binding; ubiquinone binding
Source: RefSeq, a predicted model, not a curated record